This is a messenger RNA of Choloepus didactylus (southern two-toed sloth), 624 nucleotides long. RefSeq names its product luteinizing hormone subunit beta (gene LHB). The coding region runs from base 129 to 554 and encodes 141 amino acids. The record is from RefSeq and is a predicted model, not a curated record. Gene Ontology annotation, cellular component: cytoplasm; extracellular region. Gene Ontology annotation, molecular function: hormone activity. The transcript is spliced from 3 exons. NCBI's taxonomy places the organism in Eukaryota, Metazoa, Chordata, Mammalia, Pilosa, Megalonychidae. Gene Ontology annotation, biological process: G protein-coupled receptor signaling pathway.
CCUCCCUGGCCUUGUCGGCCUCCCGCCCCCGUGGGGAUUAGUGUCCAGGUUACCCCACCCUGUGGCCUUGCCGCCCCCACAGAGCGCAGGUAUAAGACCAGAUAGGGGAGGGAGGAGCGGUACCAAGGAUGGAGACGCUCCAGGGGCUGCUGCUGUGGCUGCUGCUGAGCUCGGGCGGGGCGUGGUCGUCCAGGGGGCCACUGCGGCCGCUGUGUCAGCCCAUCAAUGCCACCCUGGCUGCCGAGAACGAGGCCUGCCCCAUCUGCAUCACCGUCACCACCAGCAUCUGUGCUGGUUACUGCCCCAGCAUGGUGCGGGUGCUGCCUGCCGCCCUGCCACCCGUGCCCCAGCCGGUGUGCACCUACCGCGAGCUGCGCUUCGCCUCCGUCCGGCUCCCUGGCUGCCCGCCCGGUGUGGACCCUGUGAUCUCCUUCCCUGUGGCCCUCAGCUGCCACUGUGGUCCCUGCCGCCUCAGCAGCACCGACUGCGGGGGCCCAAGAGCCCAGCCCCUGGGCUGUGACAGCCCCCACCUCCCAGGUCUCCUCUUCCUCUAGGGAGCCCCCCAAUCUUCCCCACCCAAACCUGGAGCCAGCAGAUGCUCCACCCUCAAUAAAGGCUUCUCAA